AUCAUUGUGACUACGUGUCCUAUUUUUCUUACUCGACCAACCAGGAUGGAAAAAUCAAGCUACCUGGUGUUGUUUCUUUCAUUUGGAUUACUGCAUCAACUGACAAUCUGUGUCCAAAUGGGGAAACUGGCCAACAGAAAAAUCUGUGCAGACAAGUACUGCUCAUAUGUUAUCUCAGUGGCCAAAGCUCUGGAUGAUUACAUUGCUUCUGACUGUAGAUUUAUUAGUCUGAAGAAAGGUCAAAUGAUCUAUGUUUAUUCUAAACUAAAGCCACAAGAGGGUGCUGGAGUCUUUUGGUCCGGAAGCGUUUAUGGUGAUCGGUAUGUGGACCAGCUGGGUAUUAUUGGCUACUUUCCCAGUAACUAUGUAAAUGAGACACAUAUUUUUAAAAAGAAAACCAUUGAAAUGCCAACAACAAAGAUGGACUUCUUCUGUGACUGAAGAUGCAAGAAAAUGCAGUUGUGUUUAAUGGAUUUAAUCUUGCUUUUAUUAUGUAGAAUAAAACUCAGUCAAAAUAUUUUUCACUGGCAUUUAAAUGAUAU
Molecule: messenger RNA, 542 nt
Organism: Trichomycterus rosablanca
Lineage: Eukaryota; Metazoa; Chordata; Actinopteri; Siluriformes; Trichomycteridae
Product: otoraplin-like
Exons: 5
Coding region: 46-441 (131 amino acids)
Biological process (GO): cartilage condensation
Molecular function (GO): protein binding
Source: RefSeq, a predicted model, not a curated record